Molecule: messenger RNA, 1371 nt
Organism: Lentinula edodes (shiitake mushroom)
Lineage: Eukaryota; Fungi; Basidiomycota; Agaricomycetes; Agaricales; Omphalotaceae
Product: short-chain dehydrogenase
Exons: 6
Coding region: 275-1294 (339 amino acids)
Source: RefSeq, a predicted model, not a curated record
CGCGGAUGUCCGGAUCCGGACAUAAACAGUGUCCACGCCAGUCCCCUCGACUACAAGUCUGUGCAAGUAUGUUAACUAGGCUUAAUCGAUGACAUUUAAACGAUGACAAGUCUGCAUCUACAACUACUCCGUUGGGAAUCCGACGCUCCUCAGGCUGAGUCAUUAUUUAUAAUAUUCAGUACUUGCCAAAGGAUGGGUACAAAAGGUUGCGAGGCUUUUAUCAAUCUUGCCAGACCCCCAUCGCUAUUCACCUGCACCGACACUAACGAAUACUAUGGGCCAACGAAGUUACCAGGAGAUGGUGGAAGAACAAAAGAAGGGGAUGCCUCCUGUGACUACAGGCGAUCUCACUGGCAAGACCGUCAUGAUUACCGGCGCCAACAGUGGCAUUGGAUUCGAGGCUGCCAAGCACUUCGCAACCAUGAAUCCUACAAGAUUGAUUGUUGUUUGUCGGAGUGUCGAAAAAGCCCAAGACAGUAUCGCCAAGAUCGAAGCAGAUACUGGAUACAAGGGUGCAGAGCCAAUGGCUCUUGAGCUGAGCAGCUUCCGCUCGGUCUCCGAGUUUGUUACUCAAGUCAACAAAACUUUGGAUCGCCUUGACAUCAUCGUUGAAAAUGCUGCUAUAUCUACUAAUUACGAAUAUAUUGCAACCGAUGAUGGCUGGGAAUCGAUGCUCCAGGUUAACUCAUUGGGACCUGCUCUGCACACCAUACUCUUGCUUCCUAUCAUUUCAAACACGGCUAAGCAACAUUCAGUGGUUCCGCGGAUCGUAGUGGUUUCAAGCGAAACGAUAUUCAUGGCCAACAUCGGUUCAGACGCUAUCGCUGCAGCGAAUACUCUUCAAACGCUCUCAUCAAAGGAUUAUUGUACCCCAGAGAUCAUGCGCGCUCGUUAUGUACACUCAAAGAUUUUGAAUAUCAUGUUGGUAAAUAAACUUGCAGCACUUCUGCCUCAAAAUAUCGUACCUGUUGCUCUCAACCCCGGAUUCUGCGUUUCCGGCCUACGUCGGAAGUCUCGCGGAGAAGAUGCAGAAAGAUUCAAAAAGAUGGAAGAUGAAUUCGCGUACACGUCGGAAGAGGGCAGUCGUCAAAUCAUUUACGCUGCCAUUGGUGGAAAGGACGAGGAGUUGCGCGGCAAAUUCACGUCGUACUCGCAAGUUCUUGAAGUUUCGGAUUGGAUGUUGAGUGAGGAGGGUAAGAAAGCCGAGGAUAAGACUUGGAAUGAGAUGCUUGAAAUUUUUGGAAAGCUCGACGAAAGAGUUCCUCAGAUUGUCGCUGAAUACCUGAAGGUUUAGUUAAUUUUCAGGAAUAGAGAAAAGAGUUGUGUAACAUAUGCAAACUGUACGCUCGAUGAAUUGUACCUUGGAAAUUG